GAGAGAGCCAUCACGUACCUGCCAGUCAUAUAUCAAUCAAUCAUGCUGCUACUUUGCUGCUUCAACUCUUCUCCUUGCCUUCCAAGAUACCCCAAUCCCCAUCUCUCCCCACAAUGGCUUCUCAAAUCCUCUCUUCGGGCCUGGAAAAGGCCCAGCAGCUCGCUGGAGGCGCCAAGGGCGCGAAGCUUGACCAGCUCGACCAGGUCACCCGCGAUGUUCACGACUCGAACCAUCGCAUCACUUCCGAUUUUGGUGUCAAGCAGACCAACACGGACGACUGGCUGCGGAUUGCUAGCGAGGAUAAGACUGGUCCUAUGACGCUCGAGGACCCCUUUGCACGUGAGAAGAUUAUGCGUUUCGACCAUGAGCGUAUUCCCGAGCGUGUGGUCCACGCACGAGGCUCUGCUGCCUUUGGAAAGUUUACUUUGUUUGAGAGCGCCGAGGAUGUCACCAACGCUGGCGUGCUCACCGACACCAAGAGGGAAACCCCUGUCUUCCUCAGAUUCUCUACCGUUCUUGGAAGCCGUGGAAGUGCAGACACCGUCCGUGACGUGAGAGGUUUCGCCGUCAAGUUCUACACCGAGGAAGGCAACUGGGACAUUGUUGGAAACAAUAUCCCAGUCUUCUUCAUCCAGGAUGCUAUCAAGUUCCCCGACGUUAUCCACGCAGGCAAACCCGAGCCUCACAACGAGGUUCCCCAGGCCCAAUCGGCUCACAACAACUUCUGGGACUUCCAGUUCAUGCAUACCGAGGCCACUCACAUGUUUAUGUGGACCCAGUCGGAUCGUGCCAUUCCCCGUUCCUAUCGUAUGAUGCAGGGUUUCGGUGUCAACACCUAUACCCUCACGAAUGCCAAGGGCGAGCGUCAUUUCGUCAAAUUCCACUUCACUCCUGAGCUCGGCGUCCACUCCUUUGUCUGGGACGAGGCGCUGAAACUUGCUGGCCAGGACCCCGACUUCCACCGUAAGGAUUUGAUGGAGGCCAUCGAAAACGGUGCCUACCCCAAGUGGAAGUUCGGCAUUCAAGUCAUCCCCGAGUCUGAGGAGCACAACUUCGAGUUUGAUAUUCUCGAUGCCACCAAGGUCUGGCCUGAGGAGCUUGUCCCCAUCCGUUACAUUGGUGAGCUCGAGCUCAACCGUAACAUUGACGAGUUCUUCACCCAGACUGAACAGGUUGCCUUCUGCACAUCGCACGUUGUUCCUGGCAUUGGUUUCUCCGAUGACCCUCUCCUCCAGGGCCGCAACUUCUCCUACUUUGACACCCAGCUCUCCCGUCUUGGUAUCAACUGGCAGGAGCUUCCGAUCAACAAGCCCGUAUGUCCGGUCAUGAACCACAACCGCGAUGGUGCCAUGCGCCAUGGCAUCACCAAGGGAAAUGUCAACUACUGGCCUAACCGCUACGAGACUGUCCCUCCAGCUAAGCCAUCGGAGGGCGGCUAUGUUGACUACCCCGAGAAGGUUGCUGGUAUGAAGGUCCGCAUGAGGAGCAGCAAGUUCAGGGAGCACUAUAACCAGGCUCAGCUCUUCUACAACUCCCUCUCGGAAAUCGAGAAGAGCCACGUUGUUGCCGCUCUCUCCUUUGAGCUUGACCAUUGCGAAGACCCCAUUGUCUACGAGCGCAUGUGUGAGCGUCUGUCUGAGAUUGAUCUCAGCCUUGCUCAGCAGGUUGCUGAGGCUGUCGGCGGCGAGAUUCCUCAAAGUGCGAAGCGUCCGAACCACGGCAAGAAGGCGAAGGGUCUCAGCCAGCUCGAGUACAUGCCCAAGGUGCCCACUAUCGCCACGCGCCGUGUUGCCAUCAUCAUUGCUGAUGGGUACGAUCCCGUGGCUUACAACGGCAUCAAGGCUGCUUUGACUGCGGCCCAGGCUCUCCCAUUCACCCUUGCCCCCCGCCGUACUCCGAUCUUUGCCGCCGGCGAGGACCCGAAGACUGCCAAGGGCGUCAAGCCCGACCACCACCUCGAGGGCUUGCGUUCUACCAUGUUCGAUUCAAUUUUCGUGCCUGGUGGCGCCAAGGCUAUUGAAACGCUGCGCAAGAACGGCCGUGCUCUGCACUGGGUCCGCGAAGCCUUUGGCCACCUCAAGGCUAUUGGUGCCGUGGGCGAGGCCGUAUCCUUUGUCAAGGACGCUUGCGCGCUGCCUGGCAUUACCUUCUCUGAGAGCGCCGAUGUCGUUGAGUCAUACGGUGUUGUCACGACCACUCAAAUCAAGCCCGAGAGCUUCAAGGAGGCCUUUGAGAUGGCCAAGGGCGCCAAGGACUUUGUCGACGCGUACUUCUAUGCCAUUUCCCAGCACAAGAACUGGGAUCGCGAGUUGGCUGGCUUGAGCGCGAUGGUUGCGUACUAAGCUGGAGAAAUCUGUCGGGAAUGAUGUGUAGGGGAUUUGUGGGAAAAGCUGACAGGGAUAUCUUCUAUCUUACGGGAACAUGACUUAUGACGAUAGUCUAUUUAAUAAUACAAAAUGGAUUUUCUGAAGGACGAAGAC
Molecule: messenger RNA, 2480 nt
Organism: Aplosporella prunicola CBS 121167
Lineage: Eukaryota; Fungi; Ascomycota; Dothideomycetes; Botryosphaeriales; Aplosporellaceae
Exons: 2
Coding region: 114-2342 (742 amino acids)
Biological process (GO): response to oxidative stress; hydrogen peroxide catabolic process
Cellular component (GO): cytosol
Molecular function (GO): heme binding; catalase activity
Source: RefSeq, a predicted model, not a curated record